ACCACUACCCACCAUAACCAAAUAAACCAUGACCAAGAUCGAUGCCCUCCGUCGAUUCCUCACGCCCUGCUUCUUCCCCACCUCCACCACCACCACAACAUCAACCACCAUUCCAACCCACCGUCCAAAGAAACGCCUCAGCACCUCGCUACGAGACGAUUACCCACAAGACCCCCCAACAAAACCCCAACAAACACCCAUUUCCCAAGAAAACCACCAAGAUUCCCAAUCUUCUUCUCCCACCACCACCACCAUCUCCGCCGCCCCUCCCCGCCCUUCCAAGACCAUGGUCAUUGGCACCAUCUUCGGCCACCGCCGUGGCCACGUCUGGUUCUGCGUCCAGCACGACCGCCUCUCCACUAAACCCUUCCUCCUCCUCGAGUUGCCGUUGUUGACUCACCAACUCGUCAACGAGAUGCACUUCGGACUAGUCCGCAUCGCCCUCGAGUGCGAUCGGCCCGAGCUCGCUUCUUGCCCUCUCCGGUCCGUCCCGGUCUGGACCGUCUACUGCAAUGCGAGGAGGCUCGGUUUCGCCGCGAAGAGAAAAGCGAGCGACCGUGUCCGGUUGAUGCUCAAGACCAUGCAAUCGACGACGGUCGGAGUCGGAGUCAUUCCUACUGGGUUCGGGUCGUCGGAGUCGGAUUCGGAGGAGAUUAUGUACAUGAGAUCUAACUACGAGCACGUGGUGGGAAGUGCUGACUCGGAGUCGUUCCACCUGAUCAACCCGGACGAGUGCGCGAGUCAAGAACUCAGUGUUUUCUUGCUCAGAUCACGGAGUGGAAUUUCCCAUUAAGGGCAUUUUCGGUAUAAGUUAUAGGAACCCUUUUUACGUUUCUUCUUCUUGGUUUUAGAGGGGACCAAAAAAAAAAAAAAAAGUUACAGGAAUUUUCUUUUUUCUUUUAGGGAAAUUAGAUAUUUUAUUUUUUAAGGAAGAGCCUUUGGAAAAAGUGAAAACUAGGCGUUUUCUAGUUUUGGAUUUUAGAAAUUAAAAUCCUCAUAGGGGCUUGGGAAGAGAAACUUUUCUCUUUUGGGUUGGUUCUUGAUGAAGGAGAGAAAAAAAAUAAUUGUUAAUAUCAUGUAAUAAUUUGUAGCCUGACUAGAUUUUUUAGGGCUUCUUUAAUUCUUUUACAAAACAAUCUUUUGUCAACUGG
Messenger RNA from Ziziphus jujuba (common jujube), 1151 nucleotides. RefSeq names its product protein MIZU-KUSSEI 1. The coding region runs from base 29 to 793 and encodes 254 amino acids. The record is from RefSeq and is a predicted model, not a curated record. The transcript has a single exon. Gene Ontology annotation, biological process: hydrotropism. Lineage: Eukaryota; Viridiplantae; Streptophyta; Magnoliopsida; Rosales; Rhamnaceae.